AACAACAUGUCGGGGUUUUUCUUGUCCGAUAGCAAAGGUUCUGCUUCAAAACCUAGAAAAAGACAAGCUAAACCGUCCCAGAUUUCUGGGUUCAGAAAUAAGAAGCAAAGGGGAAAAAAGUCUCUGACAAAAGCAGAACAUAUAGAUGAAGAUGAAUUUGGGAGUGAUUCAGAUAUUCCAAGUGAAAAAGAGGAAGACUCACCUGAAGAAGAAGAGGGCAGUGAUCAUGAGACGGCUCAAGAGAAACGACUUCGCCUCGCAAAACAGUACCUUGCACAGUUAGAGAAAGAAGAGCUAGAAAAGAAAGAGUCGGAUGACAUAGACCAUGAUGCUAUAGCUCACAGACUGAAACAGGAUGUUCUUGAACAAACAGGCAGGUUACAGAAAAGAGUGGCCUCACAGUAUACUGGACCCUCCCCCACUGCCAUCAGAGUUCUUAAAGGUCAUCAGUUAUCAGUUACCUGUCUUUGUGUGUCACCUGAUGACAAGUUUGUCUUCUCUGCUUCAAAGGACUGUUCAAUUAUCAAAUGGAACAUUGAAACAGGGGUGAAGGAGGGUAAGAUCUUAGCCUGUCAUAAGGCUAGUGAAGGUAGCAAAGGCCAUAAAGGACACAUUCUUUGUCUUGCUGUUACUUCUGAUGGAAAAUUUCUGGCUAGUGGAGGUAGAGAUAAAAUAAUUCACAUCUGGAAUCCUGCAUCACUCCAGCAUGUCCACACAUUCAAAGGUCACAAGGAUGCUGUCUCAGGUUUAUCCUUUAGGCGAGGAACUCAUCAGCUGUUUAGUUGCUCACAUGAUCGCACAGCAAAAAUCUGGAAUUUAGAUGAGAUGGCUUACAUAGAAACUCUAUUUGGACAUGAGGAUGGUGUGACGGCUAUCGACAGCCUGACACGGGACAGGGCUGUGAGUGCGGGAGGAAGAGACAGAAGUCUUAGAGUCUGGAAAGUUGUAGAAGAAUCCCAAUUAGUUUUUAAUGCACCAGGAAAUAUAGGUUCCCUGGAUUGUGUACAGUUAAUAAAUGAUGAGCACAUGGUUUCUGGUGCAGAUAAUAGCUCACUGUCCUUAUGGAGUGUGUCAAAGAAGAAGCCGUUAUGCACAAUACCUAAUGCUCAUAGUAAACCAGAAAGCAGUUCUGAUGACAGUAUUCCAGAUGAAAGUUGGAUAACAUCAAUUGCAACCCUACGAAGCACAGAUCUCUUGGCUUCGGGUUCUUGUGAUUCAUGUAUCAAACUCUGGGAAUGUGGCGAUGGAUUCAGAAGUCUGAAGCAGCUCUUCUCCUUAUCAAUGGUUGGUUUUGUGAAUGCAUUAGCCUUUUCUAAUGAUGGAAACAACCUGAUAGCUGGCAUUGGACAAGAACACAGACUGGGUCGAUGGUGGAGACUAAAAAAGGCAAAAAACUGUGUUUGUGUAAUACCCUUGCAAAGAACAGUUCAGAAUGGAGUCCAUGCUUGAAUUCUGCAAAGUUAAGAAUCAGUGGAACAUACAUUGUUAGGCUGACAGUGGCACUGAACCACAGAAUAUUUAUUUAUGCAGAUUAACAAGCUGUUGAAUAAGAUUUUGCAUUACUUAUUAUCUGACCAAUAUGGUAGUGAAAAACAUAAAUAAGAAGAUAAAUAAAGAUUAAUGCUGACAGCAACUGAGUUUUCCUCAGGAACCCUUAGCAUAUUAUUGUCGGGAUUUUGUGGCAGUGUGUGAAGGGAAUGUGACUGCUUCAUUGUGGUAAACAUGAGAUGGGGGUUGGGUCCAGACAAAUUCUGUCCAAUACCAGUCUUUAGUUCCCCAAAGCUGUUGUUCCAUAUUGAGAGAAAAAGAAGACUGCUAACA
Stylophora pistillata is the source of this 1821-nucleotide messenger RNA. RefSeq names its product U3 small nucleolar RNA-interacting protein 2. Gene Ontology annotation, cellular component: small-subunit processome. Lineage: Eukaryota; Metazoa; Cnidaria; Anthozoa; Scleractinia; Pocilloporidae. Gene Ontology annotation, molecular function: protein binding; U3 snoRNA binding. The record is from RefSeq and is a predicted model, not a curated record.